This is a messenger RNA of Nerophis lumbriciformis (worm pipefish), 2325 nucleotides long. RefSeq names its product family with sequence similarity 167 member Ab (gene fam167ab). The record is from RefSeq and is a predicted model, not a curated record. NCBI's taxonomy places the organism in Eukaryota, Metazoa, Chordata, Actinopteri, Syngnathiformes, Syngnathidae.
CGAGUGAGUUUUUUUUCUUUUUCUUCUUGAGUGGAUGAGUAUGGUGGUCUUCACUCGUCUGUCUGUUUCUUAACAAAUUCUCUUAAAACAAAACGACGAGUUACAAACGAGCUGUUACAACCGGAAGUGGGUCACCAGAAGAGUCACGUGUUGUUCGGAAUGUUCAAGAACGUUUACAUCGCACUUUAGCGCCAAAGCCCUUCUAUAAUGGAGACGUCUGCGUCCGCAACAAUCCCUGCAGAAGAGUCGACGUGUGAGGAUUCGCCUCCAGGUGACCAUCUUCUGAUCUUGAAGGCUCUGACGGAGAAACUGAGACUAGAGACCAGGAGACCUUCUUACUUGGAAUGGAAAGCCGGGUUGGAGGCAGAAAAGUUCACAGGGUUCGGAAGCGGAACGGUUGAAGCGGAAUCCGGCGGCACACGAAGAGAUUCAGACAUGAUUCGCUGCCAGUUGAGGUCAGGUGUCCUGAAGGUGUUCGAGAACGUCGACGAGGCUCUGAGUUGGCUCAGACGAGAACUGGCCGAGAUGCGUCUACAGGACCAGCACCUGGCGAGGCAGCUAAUCCGCCUGCGUAGCGACAUCAGCAAGAUGAAGAUCGAGCAGGCGUGUCAGCUGCAUCGCCGCAUGCUGAACGACGCCACCUAUGGCCUGGAGGAGCGCGACGAGUUGGCCGACCUGCUGUGCGAAUGCCCCGUCACGCCGGGUCUGGGCCUAUCUGCGCCGCUGCGACUCAUCGGAGUCACGAAGAUGAACAUUAACUCUCGACGCUUCUCGCUAUGCUAGUCAUAUGUUAUGUUACCCAGUCUUUAGUAGACUAGCUGCUUGAUUAAUCAUUUUAACACACAGUUAAUGGUGGAGGAAAAUCUAAUAAAAUGAAAAACAUAUCUAGAAUACAGUGCAUCCGCAUAAUAUUCACAGCCCUUCACUUCUUCCACAUUUUUGUUGUUACUGCCUUAUUCCAAAAUGGAAUAAAUACAUUUUAUUCCUCAAAAUUCUACACUCAAUACGCCAUAUUGACAAUAUGAAAAGUUUUUUUUUUUUUAAAUAAGCAAAUGUAUUACAAAUUAAUAAAAAUCACAUGUACAUAAGUAUUCACAGUCUCUGCUCAAUACUUUGUUGAUGCACCUUUGGCAGCUAUUACAGCUUCAAGUCUUUUUGAAUACGAUGCCACAAGCUUGGCACACUUAGUGCAGGUUCGCCCAUUCGUCCUUGCAGCACCUCUCAAGCUCCAUCGGUUGGACGGGAAGUGUUGGUUUUCAUCCAGGAUGUCUCUGUACAUUGCUGCAUUGAUCUUGUCCUCUAUCCUGACUAUAGUCUCCCAGUUACAGCCGCAGAAAAACAUCCCCACAGCAUGAUGCUACCACCACUGUAUGAAUGGUAUUGGCCUGGUGAUGAGCGGUGACUGGUUUCUUCCAAACAUGAUGCCUGGCAAUCACGCCACAGAGUUCAAUCUUUGCCUCUUCAGACCAGAAAAUUGUGUUUUUCAUGGUCUGAGUCUUUCAGGUGCAUUUUGGCAAACUUUUUUACUAAGAAAUGGUUUCUGUCUGCAUGGCCACUCCACCAUAUAGGCCUGAUUGGUGGAUUGCUGCAGAGAUGGUUGUCCUUCUGGAAAGUUAUCCUCUCUCCACAGAGGAAUGCUGUAGCUCUGACAGAGUGACCAUCGAGUUCUUGGUCACCUCCCUGACUAGACUAAGAUGAAUGCAGCAAUGUACAGAGACAUCCUGGAUGAAAACCAACACUACGCAUCCAACCUGAUGGAGCUUGAGAGGUGCUGCAAAGAAGAAUGGGCGAAACUGCACAAAGAUAGGUGUGCCAAGUUUGUGGCAUCGUAUUCAAAAAGACAUGAAGCUGUAAUUGCUGCCAAAGGUGCAUCAACAAAGUAUUGAGCAAAGGCUGUGAAUACUUAUGUACAUGUGAUUUCUUAACUUUUACAUUUUUUAAAUACAUUUUCCAUUUUGGAAUAAGGUUGUAACAUAAAAUGUGGAAACAAGUGCAGCGCUGUGAAUACUUCCCAAAUGCACUGUAUCUAAAAAAGGAGAGACUAGUUCCACCAAAACAGCAAUUCAUGUGUAUUUUAUCGAAAGAGUAAUUGUUUGAUAGCAAAUUUGUAUUAGUUUGUAAACGUAUGACAUCAUCCAAACAUCAUGGCGCUUUCGUAUAUGCAGCAUAGCACAUCUAAGAUCGCUUUAAAGCUCCUCUUGCCGUAUAUGCUCGCUGCUGCCUCAUCAGUGAGCCCAGUGUCGUAUUUUUAAAACCUGUCAAAUCCUGUGUUCAAGUCCAAGUAUUUCAAUAAACUUUAAGGCUAUUCUAAUCAAGUGUACCAAA